Messenger RNA from Penicillium maclennaniae, 978 nucleotides. RefSeq lists its product as uncharacterized. Bases 1 to 978 code for a protein of 325 amino acids. NCBI's taxonomy places the organism in Eukaryota, Fungi, Ascomycota, Eurotiomycetes, Eurotiales, Aspergillaceae. The transcript is spliced from 3 exons. The record is from RefSeq and is a predicted model, not a curated record.
AUGGGUUUGAAAAUGGCUGAAUUCCAACACUUUCCAGUAGCCGACCACGAUUACUUUGCAAGGCCCGACCCUGUGUCUGCUCCUAGCCUCCCGAAAACCGACCCCGACUUCAUUCCAUAUUGGGCUCGCUGUCGCGUGCAGUGCGCUCAGAACCUUUUGGACUCCUCCGACGAGCCGAUCGAAUACGACGAGAACGACGCGGAUUACAGUGACAAUUGCUUCUUCUUUCCGGAGGAUUGCUCGUGGACUCCACCCAAGGACUGGUCCGUAGAAGCGCAUUGCAAACAAUCCAAGGAAAUCCCGACCAUUCAACUACAAUUACCUACUCCUGCCCCACAAUACGAACCCGACAUCAUGAUUCCGGGACUCCCUGAUAUCAAAAUGCUGGACUCAGAGGCGCUGGGUGACCUUCUAGAGGACAACCUCUCUCCGCCAGAGAUCACAACCAUCCUCGUAUUCGCAACCAACGGCGCAGUCUUCGCCUACGGCUCCACCUUGACCUCCCGCCAACUCCGCAACCUCAGCGCAACGUACGGCGCCGCCUACACAUGCUACGCCAAAACCGCCUCAAGCGGCAACCUUACUGGCGACGUAGGCUCCAUAGUCUUCGAACUCGACGACUCAGUCGCAGUAGUAACCCGUAUCGCGGACAGAGUGCUGCUCGCAGCCGUGGGUCCCUCCAAAACCACAGCGAAUCGCGACGAGCGUGACGACGCAAAUGGGAAUGGGAAUGGGAAUGGCGCCAUGUCAGAUGGGUCGGGAGACGGUCUACGCACGCCGACGAAUCAGAACCCAAGCUCGGCGAAUGGGCUUGAUGCCCAACAUGAGAUUGAUCGGAGUGCGGAUUUGGAGAGGUUGAAGAGUUUGAAUUUAUCAGCCGAGCCAGCUGUUUUGCUUGCGCUGGAAUCGAAGUGUGCGGCGUUGGGGAGAUUCCUUGGGCAAAAAUUAAGUGAUUUGGAGAGCCCGGAGGACUUUUGA